Molecule: messenger RNA, 2678 nt
Organism: Psylliodes chrysocephalus
Lineage: Eukaryota; Metazoa; Arthropoda; Insecta; Coleoptera; Chrysomelidae
Source: the annotation of a GenBank genome assembly
UUUUUGUAUUUUGCUUAUGACAUUUGAGAUGAUGUAACCUCUAAAAAUUUGUUCACUGUCGGUUGUUUUUUAUGAAAUUUUUAAUGAUAUAAUGGGCUGUACAGAAGAUAAGAAAAAGAAACUAUACGACCUUUACUCGGAAUUUGUACUGUGUAGAUUUGUAAUCGGUCAGUUAAAAAGUUGCUCUCGUAUGGAGACAUGAUCGUCAGGAGAGGAAGAAUAUGACCUUUGAAUUAACUAGUUUUUAAAUUAAUUCGUUGUUAAUUUAUUGAUUCUUAUAGUAUUUCAGUUAACAAAAAUAAAUAUCAGCAUCGUCAUCAUGUCGAAAUUACCUCCAAAAACGAUUUUCACCUAUAAAACGUUGGUACAUGCAACUGCCGGGGCCGCCGCCAGCAUAUUUGCAAUGAGCAGUGUGUACCCUUUAGAUAUGAUAAAAUUCAGGAAACAACUUGAGGAUAAAGAAGUAAUGGAAAAAUCAACCUUAGAUGCUAUUUUACAUCUUCUAAAAACUGAAGGAAUAGACUCGCUGUACAGAGGUAUUAGUCCAGUUGUAAGGACUUUAGGUGUAUCGACUUUUGUUUAUUUCUAUACAUUCCAUGGAUUCAAGUCCCUCAUACCUAAGGAACUAGUUAAUUCGAGGACUGACUUGUUUUUAAGUAUUUUUGCAGGUGUUGUAAACGUUCUUACAACAAAUCCUCUAUGGGUAGUAAAUAAUAGACUUAAGAGGAAAGAGGAGAAUUUACCAUACACCGGCCUUCUUGAUGGUAUGGUCUACAUUGCUACUACUGAAGGUAUAUCCACCCUAUGGAAUGGAGUAGCGCCAUCUUUAAUGUUGGUAUCCAAUCCUGCCAUUCAUUUUACAAUAUACGAAGCAUUAAAACGAAGAGUUAAUGUUAAAACAGCUACUGCUUUCUUUUUACUAGGAGCUUUAUCAAAAACUAUAGCGACAAUCAUAACCUAUCCCUUACAAGUGGCUCAAACUAGACAAAGGCUUACCAGAGGCCCCAGGAUGAGUACAGCAGCUCUGUUAUUAAUGAUGAUUAAGAAAGACGGCCCUAGCGCUUUGUUUAAGGGACUGGAAUCUAAAAUGUGGCAAACUGUGUUUGCUACUGCGUUAAUGUUCACUACGUAUGAAAAAGUAACUCAACUGGUGUUUAAAAUACUUCUAGGUGCAGCUAAAAGGAAAGCUCUUGCCCAAUAGGUUUUGUUUGCAAUGUUUUCUUUUUUCAAGAGAAUUUGUCUAGGUAAUUCAUGUUUUUCUCUUAUUGCCAAGAUCUGAUCAAAAAUUAUUGCACAUAGGAAUUUAUGUGAAUUUCGGAUUGUUCAUUUUUAAAUGGCUAUGUCGGUGGUGUGAAUGAUUUUUAUUGUUAAAUUUUAUAGAUUUAUAUCUAAAAAAAUGUGUAGUCAAUUGUUUUUAUUUAUUUUAAUAUCGAGCAUUUACCUUUUAAUUAGUCACUUGUCAAUAUUAGUUACCUAUCUAAACAAUUUUAAAGUUACAUUCAUAGGGUAUGAAGCGUACGUUUUAAGAAAUUUAAAUGGAAUUUUCUCAAAAUAUAUUUUAUUUUAAGAAGAAAUUAAUGUAACAUUCUGAGAAACUGUUUUUAAUAAGCUUCAUUAUUCUGUUGACAUGUGACAUUUUCUUCAAACUCAGCAACCAACUGUUUUGUUAAAUUGAUUCCUUUCUUUAUGGAAAAUAUUACUUUUGGUUGUUAAUGUUAUAUUUAAGCUAUUUGUUAAAAAAGGAACAAACUUAAAGUUUAAACUGAUGAUGUAUUUUUGUGAGCAUAUAAUUAUUAGCCAAAGAUAAAAUUAAAUUAAAAAAAAAAAACUUAAAAUACUGUGAUAUCGUCAAAAAUAGUUUCAUAGUUAAAAUUAUUAACUAAUAAGGCUUAAUAAAUUGUUUAUAGUGUAGUUUGCCAACUCAUCCUGAUCUAUUCAUUAUUGGUAAAUAAAUACUUUGCUUUUUUGGUUAUAAUUAACUGAGAAAUAUGUGGUAAUUGUAAAUGACAGCAGAAAACCCCUUCUAACAUUUUGAAGUUAUUUUUUUCUGUUAUAAUGAUUAAAAUGUUGCCAGUUAAUAAUAAUGAGAGUAACAUCCAUAUUCACAAAGUAUUCUUAAGUAUUUAUCUACCUAUAAAUCCUUAAAGACAGAUAUGUAAACGUCAAACCAGAGAAAAAGUAUAGUAGGGCGAUAUCAUGAUUUUUCAAACACACUGAAUCAUUAGUUACUAUUAGAAAAAUUAAAAUAAAUGAGACUAUGUUUCCUCAAAACAUAUUAAAUAUUCUUUAAUAUUUUUCUAAAAAACAAUAGAUCAAAAAUAUCAGUAAUUAAGUAAUAGUCAGUCAAAUAUCAGUUUUUCCCUGAGAAACAUCCCGUUUGAUGUUUAUCUAAUAUAAAAAGCAUAACUCGUAUUUCUGCCGGGUAUGGCCUACUUUAGAACCAUUUUUUUGUCACACCCUGGAUAUUAUUCUCAUAAUGUGGUUCCUAUUUACACACUUUUUCAGUAUUUUUUACUAUCAUUCCGAGAAAUAUAUUUCACGGUUCUUUUUACAUUCCUUAGUAUUAAUAAACGAAUGGUUAGGUCACGUCCAAGCAGAUAAAUAUAAUUAAAUAAUAUAAACAAUUUUUUCAAUUAACGGAUAUUUCAAGAUAUUUUUUUAAAGUGUUUUGCCCAUAU